This is a messenger RNA of Penicillium cinerascens, 975 nucleotides long. Its product is annotated as AMMECR1 domain-containing protein. The coding region runs from base 1 to 975 and encodes 324 amino acids. The record is from RefSeq and is a predicted model, not a curated record. The transcript has 2 exons. NCBI's taxonomy places the organism in Eukaryota, Fungi, Ascomycota, Eurotiomycetes, Eurotiales, Aspergillaceae.
AUGGCAAAUCCAGCCCAGUGCUACUAUUGCUUUGAGAGCCUUUCUGCCUCAUUUGAGAAUCGCGAGCCUGCUAGCUUAGUUGCUAUAGAAGCGCUCUGGGAACAGCAUGAGCAGUCUAAGAAACUAUCGAAGCUCGCGGCUCAGCCCGUGGAUGAGGAAGAGGAUGCGGAGUCUGUAAAUGACGACGAGGACGCCAAACAGUCGUUCCAGACGAGUAGUCGGCCCAAGGGCCUGCAAAUCCCUCGCAUCAACCGUCUGCAGAGCCAAGCGUCCGACUCAUCCAGCACACCAUCAAGUGCCUCGAACACUUCAUCCAACUCGAAUCUGUCCACUUCCACCGCUAUGACGACUCCCAGCACGCAGUCGGAGACUUCGAAAUCCACCGAACAACAAUACCCGCUGUUCGUUACCUGGAACACGCUAUCUCGAAGCGGCCACAAGUCUCUACGCGGAUGCAUAGGCACGUUUGAGGCGCAAGAUCUCGCGGCGGGGCUGAAGUCUUAUGCUUUAACCUCGGCCUUUGACGAUACGCGCUUUUCUCCAAUUCCCAAAUCUCUCCUGCCUUCAUUACAAUGCGCUCUGACUCUCUUGGGCUCCUUCGAGCCUUGCACCAACGCCAUGGACUGGACCCUCGGCACACACGGCAUUCGCAUCUCUUUUAUCCACCGCGGCCGGCGCUACGGAGCCACAUACCUACCCGACGUUGCCGUGGAGCAGGGCUGGACGAAAGAGGAGACAGUCGAGAGCUUGAUGCGGAAAGCCGGCUGGGAUGGCGGCGGUGGAAGUGCUGCGCGGCGACUACUGCGAGGAACCGGGGCGAUUCCCAGCGGGACGAAGCCCUGGGACCAAGUCUCAGAUUUCCGUACUGUCAAGUAUCAGGGUCUCAAGGCAAAAGCUAGUUAUGAGGAUUGGCAGGAAUGGCGGAACUGGGUGCUUUCUCUAGACGAUGGAUGGGACAUUUUGGGCUCGGCCUGA